Pocillopora damicornis (cauliflower coral) is the source of this 1775-nucleotide messenger RNA. RefSeq names its product gamma-aminobutyric acid receptor subunit beta-4-like. The record is from RefSeq and is a predicted model, not a curated record. Gene Ontology annotation, biological process: monoatomic ion transmembrane transport. Gene Ontology annotation, molecular function: extracellular ligand-gated monoatomic ion channel activity; transmembrane signaling receptor activity. Gene Ontology annotation, cellular component: membrane. NCBI's taxonomy places the organism in Eukaryota, Metazoa, Cnidaria, Anthozoa, Scleractinia, Pocilloporidae.
CCAAAAAUGGCGCCCAGCGCUGGGUUACAAACAGCUCACAAUGGGAAUCCUUAGAAAACUCUCUCUGGUGGCUCUUCUCUGUGAAUUUCUCUACAUGGCUGGAGCCAGUUCAAGAAACAAGACUGUGUCUGAAAUUCUUGACAGACUAUUAAUGAAGGGAAACUACGACUCGCGGUUAAGACCCCAUUAUAACGGUGGGCCUGUAGAUGUGACUGUAGGCUUCUGGGUUCUUUCAAUUGAUGCAAUUAAUGUGAUGGAUAUGGACUUUUCGCUGGACAUCUUUUUGCGUCAAGCGUGGCGAGACGAGCGACUUGACCACGGCCUCAAUCAAACCAUGUUUCUUAGCAACUUUGUGUUAGACCGUAUCUGGAUGCCAGACUCGUAUUUUGUGAACGCCAAGCAAGGCUCUUUCCAUAAAGUCACCACGGACAAUGUGAUGAUUAUGAUCAAACCAGGAGGGAUGGUUUACUACAACGCUAGGCUGACGAUAAAAGCAGCCUGUCCUAUGGAUCUAAGAAAGUUUCCCAUGGAUACUCAACAUUGCCCGUUAACAAUUGAGAGUUAUGGCUAUAGUGCUGACCACAUCAGAUUCAGAUGGGAGAAUGACCUCACAGAUGGAAUGUCAUUUGUGCCCGGAAGCACCAAAAUGCUGCCUCAAUACCGAUUAACUCAGCUCAGUCUGGAAAAGACCUACAACAAAUACGUAGUCGGUAACUGGUCGGGUAUAAAGGCAACAUUUACGUUUGAACGAAUGUCAAGCUACUUUGUAAUCCACGUGUAUGGCCCAUGUGCAUUGAUCGUUAUCAUUUCUUGGAUCACUUUCGUGCUGCCCCGCAGUUCUCCUCCUGCGCGCGUCACACUGGGAGUUACUUCUGUCCUAACCGUUGUUACCAUUCUUAAUUUACUCAACAAUUCCAUGCCAAAGGUGAACUAUGUCAAAACCAUCGACAAAUACCUGAUCGGAUGUUUCCUUUUCGUUUUCGCAAGUUUGAUAGAAUAUUCACUGGUGCUGUUUCUGGCAAGAAGAAUGAAAAAAUAUAAAGAAUCCGACAAUCACCAGAAGAGCAAUGACAAAGACAUUGCAAAAUGCUCUUGCAGUAACAGAGCAAUCAGUAAUGGGAAUGUCGCCGUUUCUAGGAGAUAUAAGCAAGACAAGAUCUGCAGCCCGCAGCUGGAGAUGGUUGAAUUUGCAAAAAUGGAGCAAGAGCUGAUGAUAAGUGAUCCUUCUGCAGAUAAAAGUGUUGAAAACAAAUGGCUGAGCCUCGAGAAAUGGAGAAAGAAUUUGUACACAGAGGCCAGUGUUCUGGCAGUGGACGAAAUUUCACUUGUAUUAUUUCCAGUCAGUUUUGGUAUUUUUAACCUCAUAUACUGGACUUCUAUCGCCAAAGAUACAGUAUUGUAAAGGCUUUGGCUGUUCAAAGCCUUCUUUCCCUUUCGCCUCGUUAGUUUUUCCUCUUAGAGAAGUGUUUGAUCGAAAAGAAAGAUAAACAAGCGAACAAGCAAUCCAGCACAGAGGCGUACUGACACGUAAAAACAGAGCUUACAUCGCUUUCGUGGCAUGAAGCGACAAAGCGUUGUAACAACUAUCCCCUGAUAGGACGUUAGUUCGUUACAUGUUGCCUCCAACAUUUGAUCACUUUUCUUGCUUGAAUCUCCACAUCCCUGAGUGGAGAAAUAGAUGUGUCUUUACCUAAGGAUAAUCCUUCCCCUACGUCUCAUCGUGCGUGGGUGUUUAUAAGUAACUAAAUCGAACUGCCAAAUGUUGAGCUAAGAAU